AUGGGGACUCCUGACCCUGGGCGCACUUAUGCAGCCCUCGGACACCUGCAGCAAUCAAUGGCGGAUUGGGUCGCCAGAACUCAGGACAGUCGUCGAGAGCGGAUGGCGAAAUUACCCGAAGGACAGUAUGUCUUAUGCCAUUGGAAAGAUGGACUUUAUUAUCUUGGGAAGAUUAAGAGAGUGAGUGACGCUAAGCAGAGUUGCCUGGUGACCUUUGAAGAUAAUUCCAAAUAUUGGGUGCUUUGGAAGGACAUCCAGCAUGCUGGGGUCCCCACUGAACAGCCCGAAUGUAAUAUUUGCCUGGAGAAGACAUCGGAGCCCCUGAAUGAGAUCUUGAUCUGUGGGAAGUGUGGAGUUGGUGAGCACAUUCUCCAGACCUUCCUCUGUCCUGGUUUUGGGUGGGCCUGGGUCUAUCCAUACGAUCGUUUCCUCGCAGUGGGCAAGGAGCGGAUGGUCGACAUUGUGCACCUGGCCAUCUACAACCUGGACGUGCAACGCAAGAAGAAAUAUUUUGACUUUGAGGAAAUCUUGGCCUUCGUCAAUCACCGCUGGGACCAUUUUCAGCUUGGAAAGUUGACUGCAACCCCUGUGGCAGAACGAGGUCCUCUCCUUCUAGAUGCACUGAACAGUUACAAAAGCAGGUUUCUGUGCGGGAAGGAAAUCAAGAAAAAGAAGUGCAUUUUCCGCCUGCGGGCACGAGUUCCUCCGAAUCCUCCCAGCAAGAUUCUCCCGGAUAAGUUUGCGGGACGGAGCGAGACGAAGAAGAGGGGGAAAGUCAAAUCCUCCCACAAAAGCAGUUUGAUCCCACACCAAUCCCAGCACGAACGGAGAAGGAAAAGCCCCAAAUUUCUCUUGGAGGAUGCUAUCCCAAGUAGCGAUUUUGCCUCGGCCUGGAGCACCAACCAUCACCUGGCCUGCAUCUUUGAUUUCUCGCUGGAUGAAAUCCAGAGUCUCAAAAGUGCAAGUUCGAGCCACGGGUUCUUCUCCGAUGUAGACUCCACGGAUGCAGCCAGCACAUCGGGCUCGGCCUCCACAGGUUUCUCCUUCGAAUCGAGGACAAACGUCGGAAGCCGGAAGCGCAAACUCUCCGCUAAAAUGUACGCGCCGCUUGACGCCAGACAGAAAUCCUCCGAGCGUCUCUGCAGGCUUGUCCCCGGCUCUUCCUUGGAUGGCAGCGACCGUGCCAGCAGUCCGGACCGCCCGGACAACGCCAUCGACCGCCAGACUUUGGAGAGCUUGAGCGAAGACGAUUUAUCCCUCUCCCACCUCCAGUCGUCCAUCAGCAACUACUUUGGCGCUACUGGCCGUUUCAUUUGCGGAGAGAAAUACCAAGUGUUGGCUCGGAGGAUCAGCCCGGAGGGAAAAGUGGAGUAUCUCGUGGAGUGGGAGGGCAGCACACCCUACUGAUGUGCGUUGGGAGCCCGCCGUGUGAAGCCAUAAAGAGAGGAACAGGGUGGGAAUGCAAUCCAGGGAAAACAGUUUGCCC
This is a messenger RNA of Thamnophis sirtalis, 1486 nucleotides long. Lineage: Eukaryota; Metazoa; Chordata; Lepidosauria; Squamata; Natricidae. The record is from RefSeq and is a predicted model, not a curated record.